UAAGAAAAAACAACUUUUUGUUAAAAGACCUGCAUCUAUUGGAUUCUUCAAGCUUAGGGGAACCUCUGGGUCCUUGUCCCAGCCCCAGCUGGGAUAUGGAGCGGAGACACAGAAGAUUGGGAAUUAUGUACCAACAGAAGAGAGAAAACUUGUAGUGGCUGAAGAAUAACAACACACAUUUUAAAUUUGGUGCUGAUAAGACUAGAGAUAUGAAGUCUUGUAAUAAAGAACUUUAUCCAGAACAUCAACUUGAUUCUAGCAAGAAAGGAUCAUCGAAAUUUUGUCAUAAAAAGAGGAAAACCAAUUUUGAAUUAGGGUUUGAUCGCUCUCCGAAUACUCAAACUACUCAGCAGUUCUAUCACAAUGUGAUGGCAGGAGAUAAGAAGAAUACUUCUCAGCCUAGACCAGUUUUCAACAGGGAUCAGCUGCUACAAACUUCAUUUAAGGUUGGAUUUGGGGAUACAAAUUAUGAAUUAUCUUCGAAAGAAUACAAUAUCACACAAGAAACCCAAAAAUUACAAAGAGUGAAGAAAGGAAUGGCUAAGGAUAAUGCUCAUAAUUUCUCUCUUGGAAACUCAAAGACUGUGUACACCACCAUGAACUCAGAAAGUUAUAAAAAGCUAGAUGCCCCUGUUGGAAGAAGUCAGAGUCCACCUAUGGCUGCCCACCAAUCUAUUAUUGGGCAACAACAUCAGCAACGGCUAAAAAUUCUUGGGAAAAUUGAAGAAGUGAUGAAGAGGAAAAAUGUGAAAUUUGACCAAAGAAGGAACAAAUUCAGCUCUACCUCAAAGGAUACCAAGAAGUUGUUACAAGAAUUUCGGAAAAGUAAUAUCACACUCGGCAAAGAUAACGAGUUUAAAAACAAGCACAGGAAUAUCCCAAUCCAAGAGACUGAUUUCAUGAAGCUGUCGCUUGACAAUUGACAAAUUGCUAGCAAGGGAAAACUCAACUCCAUCUCUAGUAUAAAGAUAGGCAGUACAGUUCCUGGCAAACUUAAGAGCUGAUACCAAGUCAACCAUCAUUCUGGGAAGCCAUCUAUGGAAGAAAAAGCUGAAAAUCAGAAAAUGAUUGAAAUGAGCAACAAAAGAAUGAGGGAUUCCAAUGUCUUCAGAGGAAAGCUUCAUGAAACUAAGAUGGAGACUUCUUACAAGCCUGCUGUUGCAACUGAGAAGCAGAGUCUAACCAAGGUGAAUAAGACCCAUUCUCACCUGUAUAUCCCAAAAGACAUACCUCAGUCGAACAAAUCUGAGACCAAAGAUAAGUUUAUUUUCAAUGAAAAGUGGCAAAGAGCUGAUAGAAGUGUGGAUAAGAGAAAAAUAAAGUCCAAGAUGAAUCCUAGUAAUCUGUUUGGCCACUAUAAAACUAAUAACCACAACAAACCAGAGAAGGUUAGCACAGCAAAACCAGCAGACAAAGAUCAAAUAAAAGGAAUUAAUGAUAUGAUGAAGGACCUGAGAAGUUCUCAUUUGAGUCUAGGAAAUCAGAAAUUUCAGAGUGCUUACUUAACUAAACCUGGCAAGAGAAGUUCUACUUCAAUGAGUGCAAGGCCAAAAGGAUUCAGCGUGGGAUUUAACAAUCAGCAGAGCCUUCUACCAAAACAUGGUGUAUUUAUGGGGGUUACCAAACCAGAUCUUACUACCAGCAAUCAGAUGUUUUACCAGUGGAUUCAACCAAAACCUACUAAACUGAGAUAAUUUUCAACAUUGGAAA
This is a messenger RNA of Moneuplotes crassus, 1710 nucleotides long. Lineage: Eukaryota; Ciliophora; Spirotrichea; Euplotida; Euplotidae. The record is from the annotation of a GenBank genome assembly.